Molecule: messenger RNA, 1945 nt
Organism: Dicentrarchus labrax (European seabass)
Lineage: Eukaryota; Metazoa; Chordata; Actinopteri; Moronidae
Gene: mffa
Product: mitochondrial fission factor a
Exons: 9
Coding region: 283-1197 (304 amino acids)
Biological process (GO): positive regulation of mitochondrial fission
Cellular component (GO): peroxisome; mitochondrial outer membrane
Source: RefSeq, a predicted model, not a curated record
CAGCGGAAGAAGAGAGGAGGUUCCUCUCUCGUAUCAACACAGGGAGAUGCUUGGCAGCUAGGUACUUCAUCUGUAAUACCUAUACUGAACCGUGCCAUUCGUAGUACAUUUACAAGUUUUUAUGUCCUUUAGGAUUUGAUUAAGAAAAGGCUUCUUCGGAGAGGUAUCUGUCCUUAGCAACAAACCUAACGCUCAUCGGCUGCACCAGUAUAUUCCGAGGAGGUCCUUGAAGAGGAGUUUGUUUUGUGAUCUGUGUGCAGCAGCAGCACCUUGAUAAGCCAAAUGAACAGAGCAGCAUUCCCUUCCCCCACGGCAGAGAUGGCAGAGAUGAACCGUAUCCAGUAUGAGCUGGAGUACACUGAAGGCAUCAGCCAGAGGAUGCGCAUCCCUGAGAUGCUCCAAGUGGGUUCUCAAGGCCGCGAGGACCCUAAUGUUGGAUCUCAGGAGGUCCCCCACAGUGUCAUAAUGCAAGUCCCAGAGAGAAUUGUGAUUACAGGAGACAGUAAUGACCCCCAGUUCCCAAGACCCAGAGACCUGGACCUUAUCCAGUCAACGCCACUAGAAACGCUGUCGCUGAAGACUCCACCCAGAGUCCUCACCCUCAGUGACCAGCCCCUGGACUUCAUGGAAGAGGAGCAGCGGGUUGCUCCAGACAGUGAGGAGGUGAUGCGUCCCCAAGGACGAUUACGGCGGGAACGCUCAGCCAGUGAGAACACAGCUGCUCGUCAUAACAGUCAGCUGGUGCGCAAUGAUUCUGCUGCAAGCCGGUCCCCCCCAGCCACUGUCCACCCUUGCCCCCCUCUCACCGUGACUGAAGAAGAACAUAACCUGUACAGCGCUACUGGUGUUCUAUCUUUCAUCCAGUCCACUACACGUCGAGCUUACCAGCAAGUCCUGGAGGUCUUGGAUGAAAACCCUCGCAGCAAACCGUCACUGCGAGGGGGGUCGGCUUCAAGCUCCAACCCCCUGCAUGAAUCCAGGCUUGUAUUAUCCACAUUUGAAGCCACACUAGACGGUGGGCCUGAUGACAUGACUGUAGUUGAUGCAACAACACUUCGACGUCAGCUCAUCAAAUUGAACCGGAGACUCCAACAUUUGGAGGAGGAGAACAAGGAGCGAGCAAAGCGAGAGAUGAUCCUGUACUCGGUCACCGUAGCUUUCUGGCUCGUCAACACCUGGGUGUGGUUGCGACGUUAAAACCAGCCUGUAUUUAUGCCAUCACCGCGACAGAAGAACGUCCUAUCCCUUAUUCUACGUGUCAAAUGUUAGCUACUCGCUGCACUCAGUCCCUGUAUGAGGAAGACCUUGACGUGUGCGCACAAGGCCUGUUGCUCACAGGGCUGAUAUUUUUGAUUUAGUUUAUUUAAUACAUGUACAGUUUUAUUUUUUUACUCUUAUUUCAUCCUGUCUCAUGUUUUGUUUUUAUUACAAAUCAUUUUGCUCGAUGCUAAGCAUGACUUCUUGUAAAUAUUUGUUCAUGUCACUGAGAGCUUUGGAAAGACCUCCUCCAGAGAUACAGUAUAGCAUAUAUAGGUAAAUAGAGCUGCAGUGUGGAGAUGUAACAUGCUGAAUAUUUAUUGCUGAGAGGGUAAUAUGUGACUGGAACUGGGAAAUGUAAUACAAUUUAGUAAAAUCAUACAUAUAAUGUGUUGUCCUGUAUUUUUAUUGAUGCAUUAAGUGAAAUGCACACAUCACUAUAAUUUUGCUGUUAUGUGAAAAAGGAAUAUACCUCUCACAUGAGGUAUGAAAUUGAUUGAUUUUUUUCCCCCAUUUUUUAUUUACACUGUUUACAAUUUAUAAUCACAAUUUCUUUUUACUGCUGCAGUUUCAUUUUUCAUACAUGAAUAUAACUGUAUUUUAAUGUCUUGUUUGUUUAGAGGCACUGAAAACUGACUGAAAGUCAGUGUAGAGUACUGUACAGACGAUUAAAAUGAUUCUAAACUGA